AUGAGCCCAUGUCCGAUCCUGAAAUCCCAGGGAAGCAGCUGGUGCGCCGUUCCCUGUGGGACAGUGUCACUAAAGCGCCUUGUCUUGGAAUUCUAGACUGUCCGUCAGCAAACAAACGCACGCACUGCAGCGUACGGAGCUGCCACCCGAGCUCUGAAGGCCAUCAGCAAGCUGGUCAAGAGCUGCAAUGAGGGAGCUCGGGCUAUGGAGAGGACGGAGCAGAUGUACACCCUGCAGAAACAGCUGGAAUUUGGGAAGAAGAAGCCUUUCCCGCUGAUCUCCGUGUCCCGCUGGCUGCGGAAGCGGGGGGAGCUGUACCUGCUGCUCUCAGAGGAGGCCGGGAUCUUCCGCCGCGGCGCCGGCCGGCUCUGCUACCUCUUCUUGUUCAACGACGUCCUCAUCAUCACCAAGAAGAAGAGCGAGGAGAACUACACGGUGAUGAACUACGCCACGCUGGACCAGGUCACCGUGGAGAAGGUGGAGAGCACGGAUCCGCCGUCCCCUCCUCCCGGGAAGGCCGGCGGGCACCUGCUGCGGGUGGUGCUGGAGAAGGACAGCGAGGGCCGGCGGGAGGAGAUCGUGCUGUCGGCAGAGACACUGAGUGACCGGGCCCGGUGGAUCGCGGCGCUGAUGCACCGAGAGAAGGAGAAGCCUGACACCACUCCCAAAGGAGACCUGAGCCAGGUGGAGAUCACCCGUGCCUACCUGGCCAAGGAGGCAGAUGAGCUGUCCCUGCAGCAGGCAGACGUGGUCCUGGUGCUGGGGGGAGAGGAUGGCUGGUGCUGGGGCGAGCGGCUGCGGGACGGGGAGCGGGGCUGGUUCCCGCAGAGCUGUGCCCGGCAGAUCACAAGCCGCUCGGCCGUGGAGGGCAACGUGCGCCGGAUGGAGCGGCUGCGCAUCGAGACCGACGUGUAGGCCCAGAGAGACCCCUCUGGGGGCUGUUUAUGGACCUCCAAACCUCUGCAGACUGAGCCCGUGGCAAGAAGGGAGCGGGGAGCCCUCUGUGGGGAACUGUGUGUGUCUCAGGCAGAUCUGAUCACCCGAGGCUCUCUUUGCGCCCGCCGUGGCAGCAGCUCCUUCGCGUGGGACCCGGCACCUGAGCGCUCCUGGCACUGGUGACCCGGAACAGGCUC
Messenger RNA from Empidonax traillii (willow flycatcher), 1133 nucleotides. RefSeq names its product rho guanine nucleotide exchange factor 16-like. Gene Ontology annotation, biological process: activation of GTPase activity. Lineage: Eukaryota; Metazoa; Chordata; Aves; Passeriformes; Tyrannidae. Gene Ontology annotation, molecular function: protein binding; guanyl-nucleotide exchange factor activity. The record is from RefSeq and is a predicted model, not a curated record. The transcript has 7 exons.